AUGCGGGCGACAUACGGGCCAUACUUCAACUUCUGCCCCAGCAGACCUGAAUUGGCAGUCUGCCUUGGCUUUAAUCAAGAUAAUUCUUAUCAAGAUCUUGUCCUCCAUGAACUUCCCAAGCCCAAGAUUGAACACGACAUCCGCGUGUACCUGGAAGACAAGCUUUCUAAAAUACGUGAUGAACGCUUAUUCUCUAACGACUGGCCCGGGAAUGAAGCUAUCAAAGAAUUGGUGCAGAUGGCUGUUCCAUUAUUUAUUUUUGCCGCCACGACAUGCCGCUUUAUUAAGGAAGGAACACAUCCAAAAAAGCAUCUUCAGGACUUUCUUAAAUUCCAAGUAACCACAUCUGCAUCUCAGAUAGGCAAAGUUUACCUCCCUAUCUUAAAUCAACUCAUGGGAGAUAAAGAGGACGACCCAGAAGAGCUUCUGAAAGAAUUCCGGGAUAUUGUUGGGGUUAUUAUUCUUCUUGCUACACCACUGUCCGUCAAGUCGCUUGCACGGCUUCUUAAUCUGCCUGAACAAACUAUCAACGAACUAUUAGAUCUAUUACACUCAGUGCUGAACAUACCAAGCGACAAAGAUGUUCCAAUCCGAAUCCUGCACUUAUCUUUUCAAGACUACCUCUUGACCACGGAAAGCCUUUUCCAUAUAGAUGAGAGAAAGACAUACCAGAAGAUAGCACUGCAUUACCUUCAUGUCAUAAACACGAGUCUCAAGCAUAAUAUUUGUGGCCUACCAAGUUACAGGACACAGCGAGAUGAUAUUGACAGGCAGGCUGUAAAUCAGAAUCUCUCAGCGGAUCUGCAAUACGCCUGUCAGUACUGGGCAUACCAUCUUAAUCAUAGCGAAGCUCGUAUUGUUGAGUCCCUAGCUUUUGAUUUUUUGAAAAAGCAUUUUCUUCACUGGUUGGAGGCGCUGAGCCUAAUGGGUGUUAUAUCAGAAGCAGUAGCAAUGAUAGAUGCGGUACAGUCUGGGGAUGGGAAGGGCAUAGAUGUUGAAAUUUCUGGCUUUCUCUAUGAUGCUAAACAAUUCAUUCUUAAAAACACUUACAUUGCGGGUAUUGCUCCACUCCAACUUUACAGUUCCGGGCUAGUAUUUUCACCAAUGCAAAGUAUUGUUAGAAGGAUAUUUUCUGGUAGUAUACCCAAACACUUGCACAUACUACCACAGGUGGAGAAUUUAUGGAGCCCAGGACUACAAACACUCGAGGGCCAUUCAGAUUCAGUUCGUUCAGUGGCCUUCUCUCUGGAUGGGCAAACCCUAGCCUCAGGCUCUGAUGAUAAGACUGUCAAGCUUUGGAAUAUCAAGACUGGCUCUGAACUACAGACCCUUCGGGGCCAUUCAAGUUCGGUUCAUUCAGUGGGCUUUUCUCCGGACGGACAAACUCUAGCCUCAGGCUCUAGCGAUGACACUAUCAAGCUCUGGAACGUCAAGACUGGCUCUGAACUACAGACCCUUCGGGGCCAUUCAUACUCGAUCUGGAACGUCAAGACUGGCUCUGAAUUGCAGACCCUUCGGGGCCAUUCAAGUUCGGUUCAUUCAGUGGCCUUCUCUCUCCAUACCGUAGAAAAUCCUGCCACUAGGUCCGCCACCAUUCCACAACUCCAUCAUAAUUGCGGCCUGACUUCAUACAGUAUUAAUCCUCAAAUAUCUUUAUCAAACAACUGGGUUGCAUUGGGAGGUGAGAAUCUACUGUGGCUUCCUCCCGAGCAUCGUCAAUUUGAAACUUCAGCUGUCAAGGAUGCCACCCUUGCUCUUGGGUAUAGUGACGGGCGAGUUUCUAUUAUAGGAUUUCAUACGCUGUAG
Molecule: messenger RNA, 1806 nt
Organism: Talaromyces stipitatus ATCC 10500
Lineage: Eukaryota; Fungi; Ascomycota; Eurotiomycetes; Eurotiales; Trichocomaceae
Product: WD repeat-containing protein, putative
Exons: 4
Coding region: 1-1806 (601 amino acids)
Molecular function (GO): protein binding
Source: RefSeq, a predicted model, not a curated record